AACGAUGUUGAAUCUGCCAAAGGAAGUAGGGCUGAUGGCCUUACGUAUAAGGAUGCUGAUGUUGACAUUGAUGCGGAUUCGGAACUUGUUAAAAGGAUUGCUAAGAUGGUCCCUGGAAUUGGAGGUUUUGGUGGGCUCUUUCCCUUAGGGGAUUCUUAUCUUGUGGCUGGCACAGAUGGAGUAGGCACUAAACUUAAGCUGGCAUUUGAGACAGGGAUCCAUGAGACCAUUGGAAUUGAUUUGGAAAAUAUUGUCGCAAUGAGCGUGAAUGACAUAGUCACAUCUGGAGCAAAACCUCUUUUUUUCCUCGAUUACUUUGCUACAAGUCAUCUGGAUGUCGAUCUUGCAGAGAAGGUCAUAAAAGGCAUAGUUGAUGGUUUCCAGCAAUCUGACUGUACUCUUUUAGGGGGAGAGACUGCUGAGAUGCCAGAUUUUUAUGCAGAAGGUGAGUAUGACCUUAGCGGUUUUGCCGUGGGAAUUGUGAAAAAAGAAUCGGUUAUUGAUGGGAAAAACAUAACGGUUGGGGACGUACUCCUUGGCCUGCCAUCCAGUGGAGUUCAUUCAAAUGGGUUCUCUCUUGUCAGAAGGAUUCUCAGGCACAGUGACCUUUCGUUGAAAAAUCAACUUCCUGGUUCAUCUGUUACCCUAGGCGAAGCUUUAAUGGCGCCUACUUGUAUCUACGUCAAGCAGGUUCUUGACAUUAUAAGCAAAGGUGGCGUCAAAGGGAUAGCUCACAUCACUGGCUGGGGUUUUACAGAUAAUAUACCUCGUGUGUUUCCGAAAGGUCUUGGAGCUGUCAUAUACAAGGACUCAUGGGUGGUUCCUCAUAUUUUCAAAUGGAUUCAGGAGGCUGGAAGAAUUGAAGAUUCUGAAAUGAAAUGGACUUCUAAUAUGGGGAUUGGGAUGGUUCUUGUGGUGAACAAGGAGACUGCUCUUAAAAUACUUGGGGAUGGACGUGGCACAAAUACAACUUAUGAAAUUGGUGAGGUUAUACAUGGUGAUGGAGUGAGAUACCGAUGAUAGAUAGAGCAAAAGAGGCUCAUAAUCAAGGUUUGAUCAAAUUUUGUGUUAGUAAUUAGAAAAAUGCGCGUGGGUUUUCUAUUUCCAUAGUUAUCAUGUUGUGAAAGGUAUUCAUGUAGCGGCUAGCUUUGAGAUACUUGUUUUGAUUAUAUGAAGGCAAUGAGCAAAGACUAUUUAUCUCAA
Molecule: messenger RNA, 1203 nt
Organism: Olea europaea var. sylvestris
Lineage: Eukaryota; Viridiplantae; Streptophyta; Magnoliopsida; Lamiales; Oleaceae
Product: phosphoribosylformylglycinamidine cyclo-ligase, chloroplastic-like
Exons: 8
Biological process (GO): 'de novo' IMP biosynthetic process; adenine biosynthetic process
Cellular component (GO): cytosol
Molecular function (GO): phosphoribosylamine-glycine ligase activity; phosphoribosylformylglycinamidine cyclo-ligase activity
Source: RefSeq, a predicted model, not a curated record